Molecule: messenger RNA, 1079 nt
Organism: Maniola jurtina (meadow brown)
Lineage: Eukaryota; Metazoa; Arthropoda; Insecta; Lepidoptera; Nymphalidae
Gene: mtTFB1
Product: dimethyladenosine transferase 1, mitochondrial
Exons: 1
Coding region: 1-1020 (339 amino acids)
Biological process (GO): rRNA methylation; transcription initiation at mitochondrial promoter
Cellular component (GO): mitochondrial matrix
Molecular function (GO): rRNA (adenine-N6,N6-)-dimethyltransferase activity; mitochondrial transcription factor activity
Source: RefSeq, a predicted model, not a curated record
AUGGCCACGGCUAGAGCUUUACAAGUUAGAUUGCCUCCCUUACCAAGUAUUAAAGAUAUAAUCAGAUUGUACAAACUACGCGCUCUUAGGGAACUAUCGCAGAACUUUUUAAUGGAACCACGAUUAAUCGAUAAAAUAGUACGCGCCGCUGGGAAUAUAGAAAAUAAUGUAGUUUGUGAAGUGGGACCGGGUCCAGGGGGCAUUACAAGGUCGAUAAUUCAACAGGCGCCACGGAAACUUAUUCUGAUAGAGAAAGAUCCUCGCUUCAUACCCACAUUAGAGCUUUUGGCAGACGCAUGCAGGGGAAAGGUAGAUGUAGAUAUCAUAACUGGCGAUAUUCUCAAAACUGAUGUUUCACACUUCUUCCCUAAAGAUGUUAAACGAGAAUGGACUGAUCCCCCACCUCCCAUCAAUUUAAUUGGCAACCUACCAUUUAGUGUGUCCACAAUAUUGAUGAUAAGAUGGCUCGAGAUGAUUUCUAAAAAAGAAGGUGCGUGGGCCUUUGGUCGCACAAGAAUGACAUUAACUUUUCAAAAAGAAGUAGCAGAAAGGAUGUCAGCCGGGAUAAUGGAUAAACAGAGAUGUAGACUAUCCGUCAUGUGUCAGAAUUGGUGCAACGUUAAGUAUAAGUUCAAUAUCCCAGGCCAUGCCUUUCUUCCUAAACCAGAAGUUGAUGUGGGUGUAGUAACACUAACCCCUUUAAAACAACCCAUAAUAAGUCUACCUUUUAAAAUGGUUGAAAAGGUUGCCCGACAGAUAUUUUCUAUGCGACAGAAGUAUUCCAUCCGAGGUUGCCAGACUUUAUUCCCUGAAGAAGUUAGAGAAGAAAUGGCACUCAGAAUGUAUAAGAUGGCAGAAAUAGACCCCGUCACAAGACCCUUCCAAAUUGCAAAUGGAGAAUUCAAUCGCUUAUGUGAAGCUUACAAUGAAAUAAUCAAGAAGUAUCCUGAACUUGAGAACUAUGAUUAUAGGGCUCCUAAGAAAAAAGUUGAUGUUAAUUUAGAAGAGGCAAAAGUUUAAUUUUAUUGUAUGAAUAGAUGUUUAGUAGAUAUUUAAUUAAAACUAUUUGUUUAUUGUAA